Molecule: messenger RNA, 4006 nt
Organism: Drosophila biarmipes
Lineage: Eukaryota; Metazoa; Arthropoda; Insecta; Diptera; Drosophilidae
Product: probable multidrug resistance-associated protein lethal(2)03659
Exons: 9
Coding region: 1-3960 (1319 amino acids)
Biological process (GO): transmembrane transport
Cellular component (GO): membrane
Molecular function (GO): ABC-type transporter activity; ATP binding; ATP hydrolysis activity
Source: RefSeq, a predicted model, not a curated record
AUGCAAAAAGUGAGAAAUGAAGUGCUGCCGGAGAAUCCGAGAGAGCGAUCCAAUUUUGUUUCAUCAUUAUGUUUUUGGUAUACCAUGCCCAUAUUUUUAAAGGGGUCCAAGGAUACACUGGAAACCAAGGACGUUUACAGGACCUUAAAGGAACACAAUUCGGAUAACCUUGGCAACAAAUUGUGCGCCUCGUGGGAGCGAGAAUCAAGAGGUUCCAGGGGAACCGCGAAUCUGCUAAGAGCUUUACUUCGAGUUUUCGGAUGGCAGUAUGGUUUUUUCGGUCUAGUAAACCUUCUCUUAGAGUUGGGACUGAGAUCCUUUCAGCCAAUGAUCUUGCUGAAGCUCAUUUCCUACUUUACGAACGGCUCAGAACAGUCUGAGGUAGGGUAUUACCACGCAGGUGGACUUAUUUUGAUCAGCGUUUUCAGUGUGAUCAUCGUACAUCCGCUCUUCUUUGGCAUUCAACAUAUCUGCUUCAAGAUGCGAGUCGCAAUAGGGAGCAUGAUCUAUAGGAAAGCGCUUCGACUGAGCAAGCGGGCACUGGCCGACUCGAUGUCGGGACAUGUGCUUAAUCUUAUAUCCAACGACCUGGGCCGUUUGGGCAGUGUACCUUUCCAUACUCACUACUUGUGGGUGGCGCCGCUGGAGACGCUAUUAAUCACUUUCUUCAUGUACCAGGAGAUUGGAAUAGCUGCUCUGUUUGGCGUCGCUUUCAUGGUGUUCUUCGUCCCACUGCAGAUGUAUCUGGGUAAGAUCAGCUCAGUGCUGCGACUUAAAGCUGCUAAAAGAACGGACAACCGAAUUCGGAUGAUCAACGAAAUCAUCUCGGGCAUUCAAGUGAUCAAAAUGUAUGCUUGGGAGAUACCCUUUCAGCAGAUGGUGGCAUAUGCGCGGAAAAAGGAGGUCAACACUAUUUGCCAAGGGGCUUAUGUAGAAGCUAUUACUUUGGCCUUCGGAAUAUUCGUGUCACGCGUCUCCAUAUUCCUCAGCCUAGUUGGUUAUGUGGUUUUAGGAAAGCUUCUUACACAGGAGGUGGCUUUCCUGAUUACCGCCUACUACAACGUACUACAAACUUCCAUGGCCAUUUUUUUCCCCGCAGCCAUUAAUCAGGCGGCUCAAUUUCUGGUUUCUAUGAAGCGUAUAGAAAACUUUAUGCAAUUGGAGGAAAUUGGACAGAGUGCAAGUUGUGAAAAUCCUCCUGAGAAUGCUAACGCCAAGAAGGUUCGCGAUGAAGCGGAGGAAAACCUAUUGUCCCCGAAAACCUCCGCCGUUAUUCCUCUCAUCCGACCGCCAUUGUCUGGAAUCUCCAUCACAAGGUUCUCGGCCAAGUGGGACACUAGCUCGCCCGACUACACACUUAGUGGAAUAAGUCUGCAGAUUCAUCCAGGCACCGUAGUAGCCAUUGCGGGACCCACGGGAUCCGGCAAAUCGAGUCUCGUACAAGCCAUUCUUGGCGAGCUGCAAGCUGAGUCCGGACAGGUCCUGGUUAAUGGCUCCGUAUCUUACUUCUCCCAGGAGCCGUGGCUUUUCUCCGGCACCGUGCGCCAGAAUAUCCUCUUUGGCCAGCCCAUGGACCGGCGGCGGUACGAAGCGGUGGUGAAGGAAUGCGCUCUGGUUCGAGACUUUGAGAUUCUUCCGCUUAAGGACAAAACCGUUGUGGGAGAUCAUGGGGCUUCCCUGUCUGGGGGUCAGAGGGCGAGGAUCUGCUUGGCGAGGGCUGUCUACCGAGAGGCCUCCAUCUACUUGCUGGAUGAUCCGCUGAGUGCUGUGGACACAAAUGUGGCCCGGCACCUCUUUGAGCGAUGUGUACGAGGGUAUCUGCGAGGACGCACUGUAGUCCUGGUCACACAUCAGCAGCAGUUUCUGCAGCAAGCCGACCAGAUUUUGCUGAUGGAUAAAGGACAGGUGAGUGCUGUGGGCACCUAUGAAUCGCUACUCAAAGAAGGCUUCACCAUGCUUCGCCAAACAGAGAAGGAACCAGAUGCUGAUCCUGAGGAUGCGAGUAUCUACAGCAACAAUCACAAGCUACGCCGCAACAGCGAAAAAUCAGAGCAUUCUAUAGCAGAUUCUUGUCCGGAGAUAAUCAAUACGGAGCUACAAGAAUCAGGCGGCAUCAGUCUGUCCUUGUACAGGAAGUACUUCCAGGCCGGCGGUGGAUUUCAAUCCUGUUUCAUGAUGAUUAGCUGCUUCGUGCUUGCGCAAGGUGUGAUCUCGGGGGGCGACUACUUCUUGAAUUACUGGGUUAGCAAACAGCGCAAAGUUACCGACCAAAAUCAAGAAGGACUUCUGGGGUCGAGCAUCCUUAUAAGUCGGCUGGACGUGGAGUGGUCUAUAAACUCUGACACCAUGGACAUGUGCAUAUUCACAAUGAUAAUAGUUUUGACGAUUAUACUGAGCGUGGCUUCUGCUAUUUAUUUAUUUUACAUUGGCAAGAAGGCAUCUAUCCGUUUGCACAAUACAACGUUCAACGCGAUUACGCGCGCCUCAAUGUACUUCUUCAGUAUAAACGAGCAUGGACGGAUUCUGAAUCGUUUUUCCAAGGAUAUGAGCCAAGUUGAUGAGACAGUGCCAUUUUUGAUGGUAGAUGUUGCACAAAUCUUUCUUUCACUGGCCGGAAUAGUCAUCGUAAUAUUAAUCGUCAAUCCGCUUUUGCUGAUUCCGACACUUCUUGUAGCAAUAGUUACGUACAAGCUGCGAACCUUUUAUCUAAAAACCUCGAGCGAUUUAAAACGCAUUGAAGCAAUCACUCGAUCGCCCGUCUACUCCCAUUUGGCUGCUUCCCUAUCUGGUCUAAGCACUAUUCGUGCCUUUGAAGCUCAGAGCACCCUUGAACUGGAGUUCGACAAGUUGCAGGACGUGCACAGCUCCACACUUUUCAUGUUCAUCACCACAUCUCGGGCUUUUGGGUAUUGGCUAGAUUGUGUAUGUGUUCUUUAUAUAGCAAUCAUUACGCUAAGUUUCUUCGUAUUUCCGCCGGUAAAUGGAGGAGUAGUGGGUCUGGCCAUUACACAGGCUCUCGGUUUAACAUCCAUGGUGCAGUGGGGAAUCCGCCAAUCCGCCGAGUUAGAGACCACAAUGAUAUCCGUGGAGAGAGUGCUUGAGUACGAGGACAUUGAGCCAGAGGGAGCCUUGGAAGGCCCAGCGAAAAGGAAGCCACCCCAGUCCUGGCCAGAGCAAGGGAAAAUCGUGUUUGACGACCUCAGCCUGCGCUACACUCCAGAUCCAAAAGCGGAAAACGUCCUCAAGUCACUCAGUUUCGUCAUCAAGCCGAGGGAAAAGAUAGGCAUCGUGGGGCGCACUGGGGCUGGCAAGUCCUCGCUCAUAAACGCCCUCUUCCGACUGUCUUACAACGAUGGAUCCGUCCUCAUAGACAAGAGGGACACAAGUGAGAUGGGUCUGCACGACCUGCGCAGCAAGAUCUCGAUUAUUCCCCAGGAACCCGUUCUGUUCUCCGGCACUAUGCGGUACAACUUGGAUCCCUUCCACGAGUACAGUGAUGAAAAGCUGUGGCACUCCUUAAAGGAGGUGAAGCUUAAGGAUGUGGUGGCCAAUUUGGCCACUGGCUUAGAGACCAAAAUCACGGAGGGAGGAUCCAACUUUAGCGUGGGUCAGCGCCAGUUAGUCUGCUUGGCACGGGCCAUUCUGCGGGAUAAUAGAAUCCUUGUGAUGGACGAGGCCACAGCCAACGUGGAUCCCCAGACGGAUGCCAUCAUCCAAACCACCAUUCGGAAGAAGUUCAAGGACUGCACCGUCCUGACAAUAGCCCAUCGAUUGCACACCGUCAUAGACUCGGACAAGAUUUUGGUCAUGGAUGCUGGACGGGCUGUGGAGUUUGGCACGCCCUAUGAGCUUUUGACGGCGGGAGAUACCAAGGUGUUUCACGACAUGGUCAUGCAGACGGGACAUGUCUCCUACAGCAACUUGCUAAGCAUCGCAGAGAAGUCCUUUGAAGGUCCUUAAAGUCCAAACUUUGUAAAAGAUUAUACAAAUUUAGAAAUUGCAAAUG